This is a messenger RNA of Colletotrichum godetiae, 1640 nucleotides long. RefSeq lists its product as uncharacterized. NCBI's taxonomy places the organism in Eukaryota, Fungi, Ascomycota, Sordariomycetes, Glomerellales, Glomerellaceae. The transcript has a single exon. The coding region runs from base 377 to 1210 and encodes 277 amino acids. The record is from RefSeq and is a predicted model, not a curated record.
AGGCACGUGGCGGGUCUGAUCGGGCGCUUUGGCGAAUCGAGAGCGCCAAUUAAGCGAGAUGAGAUGAGCAUCUUGUGCCUGGAAUCCCUGGGGAAGGAUCGGAUGGGAUGCACUGAGGCUUGGGGUGUGCGCGCCCAACGUUCGCGGUCCGAAUUCCCCAUCUUCUCUCUUUUCUUUGCAACCCACACACCACCAACAUCACACACCAUCCGGCGCAAGCUGCAGAUCAUCGAUGACCUCACUCCUUUGAGUCGCAUAUCGGCCGCAUUUGCGGCUGGCCACAAUCAUUAUUGCUACCUUACUCUAUACCAAAGUCACUCAUUAGUUUGGAAGGGGCAUCCUGUCGGGGACCCCUCCCUUGCCACUCACUCUAACAAUGCGCAGCGCCACUCUUUCAUCGCUGUCGCAAUCGCUUCUUCUGCUGAUUGCAUCUUCGCCGAAACAUGUCGCCGCCGACGGCACCGUCUGGGCGACGCCCCACGACAGCUACUCCUCCUCAGUCGGCGUCCUCGGCUGCAAGAUCAACACCGACCGCGUCGCCUACUGGCCUGGCUCCGUAGACUGCAACAACAUCUGCAUAUCCCUCACCUAUGACGACGGCACCUCUGACGGCGAGCGCACCGUGAAGCUCCUCCGAAUCGAUCAGUCCCAGGGCGCCUACGACGUCAGCUACGAUGCUUGGAACUACCUAUACACGGGCAAGUCCGCGAAGAAGGCGCCCGUCGCGGGUGGGCCGCUGGCCAUGACAUACAAGGAGCUGCCGGCGGAUGACUGCAAGGAGCUCCUCAAGACCAAGAACAAGAAGCUGCCCCUCAGCGCGUCCAACAGCAUGAACUUCCUCGCCAGCUGCCUCGAUCAGCCGGACAGCUGGGUGGCUAAGAACUUUGGGUUGUACAACGCACUCGACUCGGUGUGUGCUUGGGGAUACGACGAGGAGUGCGAGCUGGAUUGGCCUGCUGCGAACCAGCCUACGUGCAAGCACUCGCUCGGCAUGCCGGUCGAACUCAAGAAUGCCCCUGUGUACAAUGUGCAGUAUCCUACGGGGGAGGUCGUAGUCGCGUCGACGGGCGAGAAGGUGUCGAGUCCCGGGGAUAGUACCAGCCUGGCGGCGCCUUCACCGACGCAGAAUGGGGCCCCGAGCCGCGGGAUGUUGACCUUGUUGAUGGCUGGUUCUCUAGUAUGGACUUGCCUCAUGAUAGGUUCAUGCUAACGUUGAUGAAAAGGGACAGGAAGUGCUGUUGAUAUAUACCACACGAGAUACCACGUAAUACCCCCCACGUCUUACGACAAUAAUGUCAAAUACCACCAACAUAUUCUACCUCAUCCCAUCCCCGCAUGCCACUAAGGUCAGCCGGGCUCAGGGGGAACGCGCGCGGGACCAUCCGCAGUGUUGAAGAGUGAACGUUUAGCACCGUCCGAGACAGCUGUCUCUUGGGAAAUGAACAACAUUUCUUCUGUUACUGCGGACCAUGAGCCAUGUCUCAACCCAUGGACCCUAUGGAGGUAUUUGCCUGGCUAGUUCAUUUAAUGAUCGACCGUCAGUCCCGAUUGAGGAGGAGCUGGUUGAACCUUGAUAACCUGCACAGAUCACUAUCGAAUCAAUAUUGGCGUCAUCACCAUGGCCUGAAUCAAGGUAUGAC